Cannabis sativa is the source of this 3980-nucleotide messenger RNA. Its product is annotated as G-type lectin S-receptor-like serine/threonine-protein kinase At4g03230. Bases 1456 to 3522 code for a protein of 688 amino acids. Gene Ontology annotation, molecular function: protein serine/threonine kinase activity; ATP binding. The record is from RefSeq and is a predicted model, not a curated record. The transcript is spliced from 6 exons. NCBI's taxonomy places the organism in Eukaryota, Viridiplantae, Streptophyta, Magnoliopsida, Rosales, Cannabaceae. Gene Ontology annotation, biological process: protein phosphorylation; recognition of pollen.
GUAAGGAUUUAAAUAUAAAUAUUAAUUGCUAAAAGAGGUCUUGUUGAAUAUUUAAUUAAUUAUUUUAAGAAAAUAGUUAAUUAUAAUUAAUUAAUUCUAAAAAAGGAAUGUCUACUAUUUAAUUAAUUAUUUUAAGAAAAUAGUUAAUUAUAAUUAAUUAAUUCUAAAAAAGGAAAGUAUACCUAUUAGUAACCUGCUAUUACAGGUCAAAGAAAAAUAUAACCAUAUGGUUACAAUAAAAAUGUAACCAUUGAAUAGUCACCCAUAUAUAAAUAUAUAUUUAGUGUAUUAUGAUUUUAAAAUAAUUCAUGAACUUUAACAAAAUAACAUUUACCGUGGGCAGAGACUCGUGUUGAUAUAAUGUUAUAAAUUUAUUAUAAAUAAUAUAAAAUAGAUAAGAAGAAAAAAAGAAAAAAGAUAAAAAGAAAAAUAGAUACUGAAUGAGAAUUUCUCAAAACUUUAUUUCAUGACCUACGGGCCAAAGGAUAGUCUCAGGUAGACAGUUUCUAUGAGAGGAAAUUACACUCUAUACCCUUUUUAUAUUGUCCUCUUUUAUUUUUACCCUUUUUUUUAAAAUCUAUCAUUUUUACCUCUUUUUUUAAACAUUGUACCAAUUUUGCCCCUGUCACUUCAAGAUACUCUCCAUGUGACUCUCUUAUGUCAGGGUAUUUUGGGUACAACACAUAUAAAAAGAGGUAUAUUUCAAAUAAAUAUAAACUUAGAGGCAAAUUUGGUUAAUUGAUUAAUAAAAGAGGCAUUUUUCAACUUACCCCUUUCUAUGAGGCGUAGGUCUUCCAAAAGGUAAUGAAGGCGUGCAAAGUUUUCUUCGGGCCAAAGAGAGAUUGGCCCUCGAGUGCAAAGGCAUAAGGGAGCUUGACUGCAAGACCCACCUGCCGAGCAGGGACGAAAGUCGGCCUUAGUAAUCCGACGGUGCUGAGUGGAAAGGUCGUUGCAAUGGGUAUACUUGAUGAUAUGAAUUAUUUGAAAAAUAAAUAUAUUUGUUAUGUAGCUGAUCUUUUACAAAAUCAAUUUGGAAUGAUCCUGGUUCGUUUAGAAAAUAUGAUUAAAGGAACUAUGAGUGGGUCAAUAUCCUCAGAAUUUUCAACUACAUUAACAACUUUUAAUUUUUUUUUUUUUUUUCUGAUUAUACCCAUUUCUUAUUUAUAUAAAUAUGUGAGUUAUAGAUUUGGAAAUUACAAAAAAAAAAAAAUAGUAAUUAUAAUUAAUGGUAAUUUGAUAUCCUUAUAUACAAUAUUUCUUAACAGAUUUAAUUUUAGUGGUUAUAUUUUGAUAAGAGGAGCUAUUUAAUGCUUGCUUAUUGAAAUUUCCCAGAACAUGGUAUGUAUUAUGUUCUCCAUGGUCAGUUGACUUGACCUGAAAGCAAUCAGAGAUACAACACUGCUCUUUCUCUUUUUGGUGAUCGCAUGAAUAAGCCCAGCAGAAUUUUGAUUAGUAAUGGAUAUUGAGGCCAACCGAUAUAGGCCUGUAGUCCCCUUAUUGGGUCUGCUUCUCCUAGCCAACUUCAUACGUGGAGAUGAUACCAUAUCUGCAAAUCAAUCCCUGAGUGGGUUUUCAACCAUUGUUUCUGCAGGUACGAUUUUUGUACUAGGAUUCUUUAAACUAGGUAAGGCUGAAAACUACUAUUUAGGCAUAUGGUACCAAGUAGAUCCUUCGCGGACUGUCGUUUGGGUGGCAAAUAGAGAAAAACCAGUCUCCUUUUAUUCAGAGCUUAAGAUUUCUGAUGGCAAUCUAAUUCUGUACGACAAAGAAGUCCCAAUUUGGUCAACAGAUGUCACCUCUGCUACCUCUCCUGAUGUUCAAGCAGUUCUUAUGGACAGCGGUAAUCUCGUACUAACAGAUGGAUCUAGUUCUUCAGAACCACUGUGGCAAAGUUUUGAUCAUCUUUCUCACACAUGGCUGCCUGGAAGUAAAAUUGGAUACGACAAGAUAACAAAAACAAGUAAACUUCUCACCUCAUGGAAAAGUUCAGAGGAUCCUGCUCCUGGCAUUUACUCCAUUGAGUUAAAUCCCAGAGACAACUCGUUUAUAAUUAGCUGGAACAGGUCAAGGUCAUAUUGGACAAGUGGUUCGUGGAACGGAACAAUUUUUUCCUUGAUCCCUGAGAUGCGUGACUUUGCCGAUUUCAAGUUCCUUUUUGUAGAAAACGAAAACGAAAGUUACAUCACUUAUUCUUUUUCAAGCUCAUCAUAUACAACCCGGUAUGCAUUGGAUGUUUCUGGGCAGCUGCGGCAGCUAAACUGGCUUUCUUCGACUGGUUGGAAUUUAUUUUGGUCUCAACCGAGACAACAAUGUGAAGUUUAUGCUUUCUGUGGGCCAUAUGGCAGCUGCAAUGAGAAUUCCUUGCCUUUUUGUACUUGUUUGAGCGAAUUUAAGCCCACGUCUGAACUUGACUGGGAUUUGGGGGACUAUUCUGGUGGGUGCGCAAGAGUAACCAAACUUGAAUGUGGUAACAAUAGCCUUCCUAAUGGUGAGAAGGACAGAUUUCUAGCGAUGCCCAACAUGUUAUUACCUGAAAAUAAACAGUCUUUGCGUGUCGGUUCUGAUGAAUGUGAAUCACGCUGCCUAAAAAACUGUUCUUGUACAGCUUAUGCUUAUGAAAACAAUGACUGUUCAAUUUGGAAAGGAAAUCUCUUAAAUCUGGAGCAACUAUCGGCGGCAGGUGACAACAUUGGCACUCUUUAUGUUAGGCAAGCAGCUUCUGAGAGAAAAAAAGAGUCUAGCAAAUCUUCAAAGUCUAAGAUACUAUAUGCUGUCCUAGGAACUAUAGCAGCUGCUUUUCUCAUCUCAAGUAUUGCUUUUUCUAUACAUCGUAGAAGAAGAAAACAGACCAAAAGCAAAGGUGAAAGAAUGAAACUUCAAGGAAUUCAGGAAGUUCGGCUAUAUGACACUGAGAAACAAAUUGCCAACUUUAUAAAAUUUGGCAAAUUCAGUGAAGAUUCAAGAGAAGGUAUAGAUGUCCCAUAUGUUGUUUUGGAAAGUAUAGUAAUGGCUACAAAUAACUUUUCAGACUUAAACAAACUUGGACAAGGAGGUUUUGGGCCUGUUUAUAAGGGAAAAUUUCCAGGAGGCCAAGAAAUUGCAAUAAAGAGGCUCUCAAGUGGUUCAGGACAAGGCUUAGAGGAAUUUAAGAAUGAAGUUAUGUUGAUUGCGAAACUCCAGCAUAGAAACCUUGUAAGACUUUUGGGAUAUUGUGUUGAAGGGGAAGAAAAGUUGCUGCUGUAUGAAUAUAUGCCCAACAAAAGUUUAGACUCAUUUAUAUUUGAUCGAACACUAUCCGUACUGCUAAACUGGGAGCUACGCUUUGACAUCAUACUGGGAAUUGCUAGAGGUCUUGUUUACCUCCACCAUGAUUCAAGAUUAAGGAUUAUCCAUAGAGAUUUGAAAACAAGCAAUGUUCUAUUAGAUGAGGAGAUGAACCCUAAAAUUUCAGACUUCGGCUUGGCUAGGAUUUUUGGAGGGAAACAAACUGAAGGAAGCACAACUAGAGUUGUUGGAACAUAGCAUGGAAAAUGUGGAAAGAUAACAAGACAUUGGAUUUAAUGGAUGCAGCAUUAAGUGAGAGUUGCAAUGCAAGUGAAUUCUUGAGGUGUGUGAAUGUGGGGCUGUUAUGUGUACAAGAGGACCCAAGUGAUCGACCCACCAUGCCAAACGUGAUCUUCAUGCUUGGGAAUGUAACAGCAAGUUUACAAAGUCCUAAGCAGCCAGCUUUUGUGGCGAGCAGAUCUCUUCCUACCUCUGCCUCUCCUAGUAAAUCAUCAAUAUCCGUUAACGAAAUAACAAAUACCUUAGAGAAUGGGCGAUAAAUUAGUUAGAAGUAAUUAUUUAUUGAACUAGCCAACUAUACCGCGCUACUAGCUGUUUAGAUUUUUUAUUAUAACACAACUGUUUUGAUUUUUUAUUAUUUUUAUAUAAAAAAAAUUAUAUUUAAUAUACAAAAAGAAAAAAAAAUAUUAGUUUAA